Molecule: messenger RNA, 2494 nt
Organism: Durusdinium trenchii
Lineage: Eukaryota; Dinophyceae; Suessiales; Symbiodiniaceae
Source: the annotation of a GenBank genome assembly
AUUCAUCCCCUCUUAAACACCUGCUUCCAAAGCAAUGGCUUCUUCUUCUACCUCCGUGGGAUCAACCCCUGGAGGCCGGCUUUGCGAACGGGGCUGCCAGCGCCCGGCCUUCGCAGCAUAUCGGACGUGCUGCACCUAUUGCCAGGGUCCAGAGGGUCCACAUGCCCGCGACUGCGCGCAGAAGGUGGAGCUCGUGGGCUAUCGCCGGGUGAAUGAACCCCAAGCGAUCAGCGCCUCGCAGAUCGUGGUGCGCGUGAUCUCGGCAGAGCUCUACCGGAGCUUUGACAAGUUCGGUCGCAUGGAUCCCUUUGCGCUGGUCGAUUGGUGCUACGAAGAUGGACGUGUUGUGAGCAUAGGCAGAACGAAGACUGCAGCAAGACAGCACAUGACUCCUGUGUGGGAGCAUAGCUGUAAGAUGAUGGCCUACUCUGGCAAUGGCAGUGGUGACAAGCUGCGCUUUCAGGUGAUGGAGGAGAACUUCCUGGGCUUCGGCAAGUCCACCUUCUGUGGCGAUGCCACGGUGCCCGUGGACAUGCUGCUCAGUGGUGCCAGGACCGUCUCCGUGGGCUUUAUGCAGACGCAGCCACAGCCCAUUCCACUCUACAAGCGCGGGGAAAACACCGGGCGGAUCGUCGUGCAAAUUCUCAUCCACUUGCCCGAGAAUGAUGAGCAGGUUGCUGACCUCACGUAUGUGGACACCGAGAAGUUUGUGACUCCGGUGCAGAGACUCGGAGUGUCUGGUGGUACUGCGCCGUUCUUCAGCCUUCAGCUUACAAAGCCAGAGGGCAAGAGAUUCGGUGAUUACUGGAUUGGCAAGGAUUUGAGUCGGGCGACCGACGAAGUGCAGUUUUAUGAGAAGGUCAAGAGCUUGAGCAAGCAUUCGAGUCGCGAGGUGCAAGCGUUGUACAACUUCAUGUUCGAGUACGAUGGCAUUCUAAAAACAACCGAGAAAGAUGUGGAGGAUCCGGGUCCUUUGGAGCUUCUGGUCUUACAAAACAUGCGACAUGGCCGAAAGUCUUUGAGGCUUUUGGACAUCAAGGUGGGAGAGAAGACGGCAGCUGCAAACUGGAAAGGCAAGUCACGCCUGGCAGCGCUGCGACAAGCCUUGAUUGAUGAGCACACCAACUCCCAGGCCGAAGGCUUCCGCCUGGAGGGCUUUGAUGGCCAGACGCCGGUGCUGUUGUCCAUGGAUCCUCUACUGGAUAUCGGUGGCGAGGAGGGCCACAGCAAAUCCACGCAGAAAAAGGCACGGCGCUUGAUGCUCCAAAGACUUCCAGCUGCUGACAUGCUGACGCAUUUCUUAGACUUGCAUAGCUAUGAUCCACAGAAGCAUCCCUCGAGCGAGCUGGCAGAGGUGGUCUUAGAUGAGAUUUGCAAGAAGCUGGUUGGCCUCACAGUGGCCUGUUGUAGCACACAAGCACCCCAGAAAUGGAUAGGCAGUUCGGUAGCCUUGGGAUUUGAUGAUGCCUUCGCCGAAAACAUUGCACAUCAAGACGGUGAAGGCUUUUCGCCCGAGCAGGAAGCUGACCUCCGGAAGAGUGUUUUGGUCAAGAUCUUCGAUUGGGGCAGGUCGGAGCUCAAUACGCUGGAGGAGCACUCGACACGCAGUGCAGAGGAGCAGCAGGACCGCCUGGACUUUUGGCGCCUUUAUGUGGGAGGAAUCCAGAGGCUGGCAUGGGAGGCAGCGCGAGCCUACCGCCACCGCUUCGGCAACUCCGACAGCUGGGCGAAAGUGCAACUGGUGGUCUAUGACUUUGACUCCAUGACUGACAGCGAUUUCAUGGGUCAGGUCUUUGUGGAUUUAGCAGAGACUCCAGAGACCACGGCCCCGCUGCUCACGGCAGAUGGUGCCCCGGUCGUCGGCAAGGAGGGAGAAGCUACCAUCACCUACUCCAUUUCUUGGAGAAGGUUUCACGCCGCAAGUCGCUUGCAAGGGGCUUGGAGCGUGCGGAUCAUUCGCGCAGAGAAGUUGCCAGUGUGUGACACCUCGGUGUGGCCUUUGAGUGGCUCCUCCGACCCCUUCGUCAAAGUCUUCGCCUUUAGCACCGAGGAGAGCUACCGCUGUGUGCAGCGAUCCACUGUGAAAGUCAAGAACUUGGAUCCUGUCUGGGAGGAGACUUUUGACCUGCCCAUUGGAAAGCCUGAGCACGCCAACUUAGAGGCAAUCGUGGGCUCCCCGAAGGCCGAGGAUUUCCCCAUUGGCUUAACCUUACCAGCCGUGAUCUACACUUUGGAGGUGCCGAAGGCAGAAGCAGAGGGCCUGAAAUACUGGACCGAGCUGAUGCACACGAUUUGCGGUCGGCAAUUCCGGAGCUUCCUGGUGUGAAGGCUGCCGCAACAGGUCUCCUGAGGCCUUUACGAUCUUUUUUGCUGAGAAAACUCAGUGUCCACGUGGUACCCAGCUGCAUCUCUGCAGCCAAAGAAACGUUGUACAAGUGCCGCUUUAGGCUGCGAGGAAUUUCUGGAUCCAACAAAAUACAUUGGCUGCCUGCAC